UUUUACUACAGCUAUGAAACUAAAACCAUUUACGCGUAAAUAAAAUGACUACAAGUAAUGUCGCAUUCUUUAUUUUAUUUCUCCCGAAUGCAAUGUUUUACUACUAGGUUUAUUUAUUUAAGUUAUGGAUUUGAAAAUUUUCACCGCGCUCUGUUUGUUAACGGCACCAUGCACAGCAGUAAGGCUCCAAAGGCUCUUUGAACUAGUAGACGGCGGUUCAGCACUACGCUACGACUCAAACCUUGAAGGCUUUCUCCACAUCGGCAACGAUUACUCAAUAUUCCUCAGAACACCUGUCGACGACGACAAACAUUUAAUCUACGAGCUAUACGAAACUAAGAAUAUACCUAACACUCCAUCAUCGCAUGACUACAAGCCGUCAGUGAUAGCUAUAUCGCAAAUACCCAUAGACUACAUAAAGGAACAGCUGCUUACUUACAGAGACGAGUUACAUAAUGCCACUUACACGGACGACUCGAUAGUGCCAGGAACUCAGGUGAUGACUUUGAGAGAAUGGCAAAUUGCAAAGGCGUUGAGGCAACGAGAAGAAAAUGGGACUAAUACACCUUUGAGGAGCGAGCCACUGGUCUUAAGAAUGCUUGAUUGAUGACACAUUUUCAUUUAAGAAUAUUUA
Leguminivora glycinivorella is the source of this 634-nucleotide messenger RNA. RefSeq lists its product as uncharacterized. The record is from RefSeq and is a predicted model, not a curated record. The transcript has 2 exons. The coding region runs from base 125 to 607 and encodes 160 amino acids. NCBI's taxonomy places the organism in Eukaryota, Metazoa, Arthropoda, Insecta, Lepidoptera, Tortricidae.